UUAAAGUUACAUCUUACUCAUGUGCUAAACAUUUGGGUUUUGUUCAUCUCUCUCCUCUCCUCACUUGCUCAAACAAAUUACAGCCUAUCUAUUGUUUCUUCAUCGCUCACACCAACUCAAGCAAAUUACAGUAGAUAUACAUUGUUUCAUCGCAUUGACCUCAGGAACAGACCUAGAGGGCCAGAAGUGAGUAAGCAAGCAGGUCGAGAUUCCCUUAGAUAAGAGCUUAUUCAGAUGGCCAUAUCCCUCAAGUCUGCUUGUUUCCUGCAACAGAGACGUCUCGAGACGCAAUCAUUUCCUGGUUUUUCAUUUUCACCCAGAGUGGUGAACGUUUCUGCAAAAAAACCUUUUACAACAAUGGCAUCCCUUGCUACCGCCCGAGAAGUUGUUGGACUUUCAGAAACAUUCAAUAGAUUGAGGCAGCAAAACAAAGUGGCAUUAAUCCCUUUCAUCACAGCUGGUGAUCCUGAUUUGUCAACCACAGCUGAAGCAUUGAAAGUGCUUGAUUCUUGUGGUUCAGAUAUAAUAGAAGUCGGUGUACCAUACUCUGAUCCUUUGGCAGAUGGUCCUGUUAUCCAGGCUGCUGCUACACGUGCCUUGCUACAGGGGACCAAUUAUGAUGCUGUUAUCUCCAUGCUGAGGAAUGUCGUGCCAGAACUUUCUUGUCCAAUUGCAUUGUUUACAUAUUACAACCCGAUACUCAAGCGUGGUGUUGAGAAGUUUAUGUCCACUAUAAAAGAUGUUGGUGUCCAUGGGUUAGUUGUUCCAGAUGUUCCCUUGGAGGAGACAGAAGUCUUGAGAAAGGAAGCUCUAAGUCAUGGAAUUGAAUUGGUACUGCUGACUACACCAACUACCCCCAAGGAUAGAAUGAAGGCAAUUGUUGAAGCUUCUGAAGGCUUUGUCUACCUUGUGAGCCAAAUUGGAGUUACAGGUGCUCGAUCAGAUGUUAGUGCACGAGUACAAGAACUGCUUAAUGACAUAAAAGAGGCUACUAGUAAGCCUGUGGCGGUUGGCUUUGGCAUCUCAAAGCCCGAGCAUGUAAAGCAGGUGGCCGGAUGGGGAGCUGAUGGCGUGAUUGUUGGCAGUGCCAUUGUGAAGGUGUUGGGCGAAGCCAAUUCACCUGAAGAAGGGUUGAAAGAUCUAGAGAAGUUUAUCAAGUCUUUAAAGUCCGCUCUCGUUUGAGGUUCUUGUAUUACAUGUUGUAGUCCCCUCAGUUAGAGGGCUCAUGUUUGUAGUUAGUCUGGCCAUUUGCAUUAGCAAUAAGUAAUUGUGGGCCAUUAUAUUAUGUUUUAGUGUUUGGUGAGAACAAUACAGUUAAUUAUCCCUUCUGAUUCGAAACUUCAUUAGUUGAUAAUGGUGUCCUUAUAAUCGUAUUGUUGAACUCAUUUAAUUCUUAAUAAAUCCCUUCAACUUAAACA
This is a messenger RNA of Beta vulgaris subsp. vulgaris (sugar beet), 1418 nucleotides long. Its product is annotated as tryptophan synthase alpha chain. Lineage: Eukaryota; Viridiplantae; Streptophyta; Magnoliopsida; Caryophyllales; Amaranthaceae. The coding region runs from base 235 to 1182 and encodes 315 amino acids. Gene Ontology annotation, biological process: L-tryptophan biosynthetic process. Gene Ontology annotation, molecular function: tryptophan synthase activity. The transcript is spliced from 10 exons. Gene Ontology annotation, cellular component: chloroplast; cytosol. The record is from RefSeq and is a predicted model, not a curated record.